AGGUGACCGGUAUGUGGCAUGAGAUAUUUUAAAUGUUAUAUCGGAUUCUACAACACACCUACGCUAGGGGGUUUUACAUGGCCAUUUAACUUACCGAGCUGCACAUCUUCGGGAUGUGGAAGGAAACCAGGAAGCACACACAGGAAAUCCACACCAUCACAGGGAGAAAGUUCAACUUCCACAUAGAGAACACCGGAGGUCAUGAUUGAACUUGAACCUGGCUGUUGGGCGUUGGGAGACAGCAACUCGGCUAGAUGCCCUGCUCUUUGAAUUGACAUGUUGAAAUUUUCAACAUUUUUAAAUCUUAGCUUUGUCCUCCUCUGCUGGACUCCGAAUUUCUCCCAGUCCUCAGGUCUGGGAUCGGGUUAGAUCAAUCUUCUUGCAAAAUGUGGAAGAAAAUAUGAUCAGACUGAAAAGGGAUUUAACAGAAUAAUCAAAUGGAACGGAAUAUCAAAGUCUUGUGGAUUCCAAGUAAUUAAAACCCUUUUUGGUACCUUGUGUCAGAAGAGAAAUCUGCAGCAAUGUUGAAGAAUCCUGUCUUCGUGGAGUCGUUCAUUGUUUUCGUGAUUGUACUAUCCAUCCAUGCUGUAGUCUGGAACAAGUUUUCCUGGUGUACACUCGCUUUGGCUGUUCAGGCUUAUUAUGUCCAGCACAAAUGGGACCGGUUGCUGAAAUCUGGCAAUGCAGUUUUUCAAUACAGACCAGUUUUUAGCAGUGGGCUCCUGCCAGCCAGUGUGGUUUUGCCUCUUUUAGGAAUUGUCCUAAAGGAGAGGUGGGAAAUGAUUGGGAAUGUGCAGUUUGAGCAUUUUUGCAUUGUGUGUUCAGCUGCCGGAAUGGCCAUUGCUCUGUUUGUCUCAGUACUGGCUUUAGGCCUCACAAAACCAAUUCCAACUAAUACCUGCAUUGUGUACGGUUUCUCUGCCAGUGCCAUAACGUACACCUUUAAGCACGCCCUCUCUGUUUCCGAAGUCAUUGAAAUCCUGGAGGUGUUAUUGAUAUUUGUUUACCUUUCCCUCAUUGUCCUUUAUAUUAUGCCCAGAAGUUUCACUCCAGGAGAAGUGCUGGUGUUCUUAUCAGGGUUAAGCAUAGUGACAAACCAACUCAUCAAGCGUUCUUUGACUUUUGGGGAUAGCAGAUGUGAUCCUCUUGCUUCAUUCCUGUUGGUGGCUGUGGUUGGAACAGCUCUUCUUGGGCUGAUCUUUGCUAUUUUGUACUGUUUCAUGGACUCAGAGACGUGGGUUUCCUCACUCAUCUUCCACGUAAUGGCAGUUAUUUUUGGCUUGGGAAUCAUAGUACCGUGGUUCUACCGACUGACCAGAAGCGAUCUUUUCAGCUGGCUUCUCAAGUUCCUCACCAACACAAGAGGAAGGGUCUAUCUUCUCAGCUAUUGGUUCACGCUGGCACUUCUUGCCACAGCCAUUGUCUUUCACCAGAACCGUAAGCAAUCAAUUACAUCUAAAAAUUACAAAGCUUCCACUGUUGUAAGGAAAAGCUUUCACGUCAUUAUAGUGGCUACCUACAUCCCAGGACUCAUCUACGAUCGUCAGUUGCUCUACGUUGCUGGUGUGUUUUGUUUUGCUGCAUUUGUGGUGCUGGAAUAUGUAAGACAUUUUAGGAUUAAACCAUUUGGAAUGACAUUGAAAUCAAUGCUGGCCCUGUUUCUUGAUGAACGUGAUAGUGGCCCCUUGAUUUUAACACACAUUUACUUGCUGUUAGGACUGACCCUGCCAGUAUGGUUGUUCCCUGGAGUGUUUGUCUCCAAAGGUUCAUUUCCGGGGGAAGUUGCCUUGGCUCCAUAUGCUGGAGUCCUGGCUGUAGGAAUUGGUGAUGCCAUGGCCUCUGUUUUUGGAAGCACAAUGGGGGAGGUUAAGUGGCCUGGAACCAAGAAAACCUUUGAAGGGACAACGACCUCUAUCUUUGCCCAGAUCAUUGCUGUUGCCUUGAUUCUGAUCUUUGAUAAAACUGUGAGCCUAAACGGCAGCUACACCUGGAUUGUGGGAUCUAUCGCUAUUGUCUCCCUCUUGGAAGCUUACACUGAUCAAAUAGACAAUCUUUUUUUGCCUUUGUAUCUUUUCAUCAUGCUGAUGGUGUGAAGGAGAUAAUUGGCUAUAAUGCAGUGGUUCCCAGCCUGGGGUCCAUGGCAUAAAAAAGGUUGGGAACCCCAACUGUACUGACUUUUCAUUUAAUAUGUUAAUAUACUAUCAAUAUACUGUUGUUAUCAUCAACUAAUAUUUUGUAUCUAGCUGAAUUAGCUUAUUUUAUUCUGAAGUGAUCCCCUCAAGUUGAUGGCUGACUGAUAAAGUAAUAGUAUAAAUGGUAACUAAAAUACAAAAGAAAGUGUAAAGGUGUCCCCAGUGAUAAACAGGCACCGUAGCGGUUAGCGCAACACUAUUACAGCUCGGGGCGUCAAAGUUCAGAGUUCAAUUCCCAUGCCAACUGUAAGGAGUUUGUACAUUCUCCCCAUGAACCGUGUAGGUUUCCUCUGGGUGCUCUGGUUUCCUCCCACAGUCCCACGACUUACCAGUUAGUAGGCUAAUUGGUCAUUGUAAAGUGUCCUGUUCCUGUUACACCACUGGCAUUUAGGCCAGCAAUGAAGGUCCUCCAUCUCUAAUGGCGUUCAGGGCUUCCUUCAUCAUGUCAGUAGCUUCCUCUUGGUUCUCACUACUGUCAGUCAUCCAAGUCCUGGGUGGAGACUCAGCAACACCAUCGCACUCCGAUGGAGAAGGAUUCUUCAUUGCUGCUUCCAGAGCAAUUUUGUUUUACCAGUCAGGGCUGUUGGCCCUGAGCUGAGCCCCCAAACCCGGUGAAGAGGUUGAUCUGUCCUCUACCCUUUGACCUGUCUAACAUAUAGAGCCCUGACUCCAGCCAACAUAGGUCUCUGGGUCAUUGAGGCAUGCAAGCCUUCAAACCCAUUGACAAGUUUGUGGUCCUCUUGAGGGUCCUACGAUUAGACCAGUAUUAAGUCUUAAGUGAGCUGCUCUGUGGUGUGGCUGAUUGGGCCGGAAGGGCGUGUAUCCCUAAAUGGAUAAAUAAAGAGACUGUUGUAAACAGGAAAGCUCCCUGGUAUACAGUGAGCCAACUAGUCAUCAUGUUGCCAAGGGCGUGCUUAAAAAUAAAUUAGUCAGGGUACCUUUCCACAACAGGUAGAAUGUACAAAUAAAGAAAGACUAUCUUAUGUUUCAGGCAUUGGUCUAAAUUAAAUGGAUAAGUGAAGAAUCAUACCCCAAACAACAUGGUAAUUAAUCAUACUGUACAUGUAUCUCAACGUUAGUUAUUUUAUGCAAAGGAAAUGCUGAGUGCUAUUUUGCAGUUUCAUAAAAACAAAAUUUAAAUACUAUGUUCCAAUAAGUGAUGCAAUAUUGUUCAUCUUUAUUAGUCACGUCUUUUUUUUAAAAAAGCAAUCCAAAUGUAUUGAUUUGUUAAUAAAAACUACAGCUACAGUGAAGCGCAGCUAAUCAAGCAGUAUCUGAGAAGUAGAAAAUCUUUCUUUGUACUCCUCAAUCCCUGCUUCACCAUCUCCACAAUAGCAAAUGAAGAUGGAUGGGGAGAAAUCAUCCAAUAUUGACAUACUAUGUAUGACAAACCUGCCUGUCCAGAUAGAAGUCCAGUGAAUACAAGCGAUACAAGUCAAGUAAAGUGGAUUCUAGUUAAUUGUGACACAUCGGGACCAGUACAUUUUGGCCCAAUUAAAUGCCUGCCCCAAUCAACUGAAGUUUCAUGGAAGUUAAGGGUAUUUAAAAAAAAGACAAACUAUAUUUCAACUGGGUAGAAAUUGUGAAUUCAAAUGAAAUACAGAACAAAUUAGAACUCUGCCAGUACUAUAAUUCAGUUAGGUGAUUUUUUUUUUCAGCUAGUUUCGAAUCUUUUUGUGGCAUCAUGACAAAAGUCCGAAAGUCAAAAUUAAAAACAAAAUUAUCAAAAAUAAUUUUGAAUUGGCAUCCAUUAACCCAAAUUGAUAACAAGCAACAGGCAACUGAUGCUAAAAAACUGUUCAUUCUAAGCACGGCGUGGUGUCUAACAGCCGCACAAAUACACAUGACUGGCACUACUUAGAAACCAUUCAGCAACAGUCUCCCGUCCCAUGUAAUGGGCAUAUUGUCCCAAGUAAAUGAAUGAAAUCCCAGCUAUUUUCUCAAUUAGUUACUGCUCUUUAAGAGCUGUCCCAAACAAGUGGCUGCCCAGAUCAACCCAUGGACCAAUUAACCAGAAUCCACUGUUUAGCCAUCUUUGGGAAGGGAGGCCUAAAUUGUACACAAUAAUCUGGGUAUGUUUUCACAAAAGCCAAAUAUAAUUGAACUAGGAUAUCUGUAUUGACUUUGCUAAAUCAUAUCAUGGGUUUUUUCAGGGUUGGAAUUUCACAUCCAUUAUAAGAGUCUAGUUAAUAUUCCAGAAUUAUAAUUUGUCAAAUGUAAUUCACAGAAUGCAACAAGGGUACAGUACUUUAUUGUAUGAAUUUACAGGAAUACCAACAAAUUGAGCAUUAUUUGAGGCCGUGGUUGGAGAGUGUAUGAACCAAGAUAAAUAGUUCCCCUCGGUUAACCAUCUUUGUCUUCUUAUUUGAAUGAUGUUCUUUGCUGUGAAAUGUUUGUUCGUUUGAAGAGGUUUACUGAUUUUAAGAUACAUUUACAACUGUUUCUAAUGGAAUGAGAUUAGGAAAUUGAACAUUGCAUGUCCUGUAAAAUAGAUCUGGCAUGAAUGCAUUUACUUAUUUGUUACUUUGUUAAUAAAUGAUGAACAAAAGCCAAAUUUAAGAACAAAUUACUGCAAAUGCUGAGGUGAAAAUAAAUGUGUUAUGUUCUGAACAGAUCAUGCAGUGUUUUUGGAGAGAAACAAAAACAGUUAAGGUUUCAGGUCAUUGAGUUCUUUAGACAUGGGAAACGUUAGUAAUAACUUAGAAAUUGAAGGAAAAAAGAACAGGACUAUUGAAAGAGGAUGACAAGGAUAAGUGAAUAAUAAAGAUGUGAAGGAAAUAUAAAUGAGAGGUGAAUGAAGUACUAGAAGAGGGAGGAAAAAACAUGAAAACGGGAAACACAAGAAAAAUCUGCAGGUGCUGAAAAUCCAAAGCAACACACACAAAAUGCUGGAGGAACUCAGCAGGACAGGCAGCACCUACAGAAAAGAGUACAGUUGAUGUUUUGGGCCGAAACCCUUCAGCAGGACUGAAGAAAAAAAAAUGCUGAGGAGUAGAUUUAAAAGUUAUGGGGAGGGAAGAAAGAAACACAAGGUGCACAAGGCUGGAAUGAGUUAUGAUCUGCAAUCUGUUGAAUAACUGACGAUUCCCAAAGGCUGCAAUCUGCCAGGUUGGAAAUUGAGGAGUUCUUCGUGCUUCUAUUGAACUUCAUUGGCAGUAGAGGAGGCCAUAGAUCAACAUGGUGGAAUGGAAAUGGGAAAUCAAAAUUUCUUCCCAUCUCUUCUUGUGACAGAGAUCAGAAUUUAACACUCAUUUGGGAGACUGGUGUCAGGUCCGUGAAUAAUAAGACUUUCC
Mobula hypostoma (lesser devil ray) is the source of this 5485-nucleotide messenger RNA. RefSeq names its product dolichol kinase (gene dolk). Gene Ontology annotation, molecular function: dolichol kinase activity. Bases 522 to 2093 code for a protein of 523 amino acids. The record is from RefSeq and is a predicted model, not a curated record. Gene Ontology annotation, biological process: dolichyl monophosphate biosynthetic process. The transcript is spliced from 4 exons. NCBI's taxonomy places the organism in Eukaryota, Metazoa, Chordata, Chondrichthyes, Myliobatiformes, Myliobatidae. Gene Ontology annotation, cellular component: endoplasmic reticulum membrane.